CUUUCAUUUUUGCAGGAAAAGAAAAAAAAAUGAGUCAGUUAUUUUCUGCUUCAAUAGGGUCAGCAAUAGGAUUGACAAGUGUAGCUUGUUUAAGUUCAAUUGCAAUAUCUAUCCAACGUAGAUUUUAUCACGAUACAUCAUCAACUCAGUUUGGAAAAGACCCUUCACCUUUAAAAUAUGAUCAUGUUCGAGACUAUACAGUGCCAUUCUCUGAUGAAAAUCGUUUAAUUAGAAUCCUUUUUAAUACACUUGUGAUGACAAUAAUGAGUUUUUAUGAUCUUUACAACUCUGUUAGUCAGUUUUCUCAAAAUAAAGUUGAUUCUGAUACAGCCACUUUGAAUAUUAUAUCAAAAUCAUUAGUAUGUAUCUCAUGGAUGUAUGCACUCACCCUUACUGUCAUUUCUCGAAGGUAUAAGCUUCCUAAUAAAUGGGGCUUUAUUCUUAAUAUUCAUUUAUUUGUAUAUUAUACGACAUCACUUAUAGUAUCACUUUACUCUCUAUGGGAGGUCUUUAUUUUACGUCACGAAAGUCAUCUAUCACUCGCAGAGGGUUUACCUUUGAUACUUGCAACCCUCUUUUCUUUCGAUCUCUUUUAUACUACUGGUUCCGCUGAACAAGGCCCUCCCUUUUUAGAUGUACAUGGUGAUAAUGAAGAGAAAGAAGGUGAACCAGCGCCGGUUGUUGGAGUUACGGUAGCUUCUAUUUUUAGCUUUUUAUACUUCAAUUGGGGGACACCAGUUGUGAUGAGCGUCUAUCGAAACGCAAAGGAGAUUCAUUUACCUAGUUUGCCUCCUGAUUAUCGUGGCUAUAAUCUAUUUUAUCUAUUUGGUGAAGAACGAGGUCGUUCCUUGGUUUAUCGUCUUAUUCAUGCCAAUUUAUUAGCUAUUCUAUUUCAAUCAAUCACAACCGCCAUCUCUGCUAGUCUUUACUAUGCUCCAGCUUUCUUUUUAAAUAAAUUACUCGAACUUAUUCAAGCAAUUGAUGCUGGAAGACCCAUUGAUUUUUAUUUUGUUAAAGGUCUCCUUAUUGUAUCUGGAUUAUCUUUAUCAUUGAUGAUUUUAAGUAUAGUUGUUGGACAAGUCUAUUACUGGAGUUCAUCAUCAUUGCGUAUUCGAGUGAAGGCUAUGUUAAAUAUUGAACUUUAUCGUAAAACACUUCGUCGAGUAUGUUCAGCAGAUAUCAAUCGAGAAAUGAAAGAUGACGAAAAAGGGAAAGGGAAAGGAAAAGAGAAUAAUGAUAAAAAGGCUAUACAUUCAACAGCUACAACUACAAAUACAGAUGAUAAUAAUCAAAGCAACUCAGUGGGUACCAUUGUCAACUUGAUGAGUACUGAUUCGCAACGUAUAUCUGAUUUUACUACUUCCUGGUUUGUCAUUAUUGAAGCACCUAUUGAAUUGAUUGUUGGGAUAUCAUUUCUUUAUUCAUUGCUUGGAUCCUCAUGUUUGUUGGGUUUAUGCGUCAUGAUUAUCACGCUUCCUUUGAAUCAUUACAACUCCAUUAUGUUGGCAAGGACUCAAGAAAAAUUAAUGGAAGCUCGUGAUAAGCGUGUAUCUUUAAUGAACGAAGUACUGCAAGGCAUUCGUCAAAUUAAAUUUUUUGCUUGGGAAACAAAUUGGGAAAAACACAUACUGGAAGCUAGAGAUGUUGAAAUUAAGCACUUGAAAACAACAUUCGUUAGUGAAGUUUUAUUCAACUUUUUAUGGCAAGGAACACCUUUGCUAGUAACGAUUGUUUCAUUCUUUACGUUUACUAAACUUCAAGGGCAAGUGUUAACAGCUCCGAUUGCAUUUACAGCCAUUACAGUUUUCACAGAACUCAGAUCUGCUUUAAAUAGUUUACCUGAAACAUUUGUUGACAUCUUACAAGCCCUUAUUAGUGUAAGACGUAUUGAAUCUUAUUUAAAUGAGGAUGAAGUAUCUCCACCUACAACCAAUUUAGAUCCUAACUGUCGAGUUCAUAUUGGAUUCAGAAAUGCAACAGUUGCUUGGUCAGAGUUACCAAAUUCACUAUCGGACGAUGAGUCUACUACAACAGGGACCUCAGCGAAUAAUAACUUGUUAUCUCAACCAUCCUUAAAUUCAACUACUACAUCAUCAACUACCAACAUGAUGAAUAGCUUAGAAGAACCGGAUACGAUAUUCAUGCUUCAUGAUUUGAACUGUCAUUUCCCGAAUGGUCAAUUAAGUAUCAUCUCUGGCGCAACUGGCUCCGGUAAAACAUUAAUGAUGCUCAGUUUAUUAGGAGAGACGACUCUGAUUAAAGGUGAAAGCUUUUGUCCGCGUGCCCCUAUAGCAGAGGACCUUGACUCUAAGUUAGAUCAAGUUCCACGCAAUAUCACUAGAAAGGACUGGAUUUUAGAUCAUGCUGUUGCUUAUGUUUCACAAACAGCAUGGUUACAAAACGCCACCAUUCGUGAAAAUAUUUUAUUUGGAUUACCUUAUAUGGAAAAGCGUUAUAAGGAAACAUUAUAUGCGUGUGCCUUGCAUAAGGAUUUAGAAAUUUUAGAAGAUGGUGAUGCAACUGAAAUUGGUGAAAAAGGAAUUACUCUUUCAGGGGGUCAAAGAGCUAGAGUAGCUCUUGCAAGAGCUGUAUAUUCGAGAGCAAAAAACGUUUUAAUGGAUGAUAUCCUUAGUGCUGUAGAUGCUCAUACUGCUCGGCAUCUUCAUGAUAAAUGUCUUGUUGGACCAUUAAUGGUGGGUCGUACUCGAAUUCUAAUUACACAUCAUGUUGGCUUAUGUAUAUCAGAGGCAUCCUAUAUUGUUCAUCUUGAAAACGGUCGGAUUCAUCUUUGUGGAUCACCUGAAGAAUUAGAGGCUGAAGGAGUAUUAAAUUUAAUUCUGGAUGAUGUGGUUGCUCCCGCAGAAGACGAACAAAAAGAGACAAUAGAGAAGGAGAUUGAAAUGAUUGAUCCAGAUGUGACCAUUCAUACGGUAAUGGCUGAUUCGAAAAAGGCGGACCAUUCUUCACCUCGAGUAUUAGUUAAAGAAGAGACAAGAGCCAUUGGUCGUGUUAAAACAAGGAUGUAUAAGACUUAUUUAAAGGCAUUAGGUGGUCCUCUUUUUUGGGUUAUUGUAUGUGGGGUUAUUCUUGGCUCUCGUAGUUUAGAUGUUGCAGAAAGUUGGUGGAUUAAGAAAUGGGUACAUUCUAAUGAAUCUAAUAUGACAGCUUCAAAUGCUUCAUUUUUUAAAAGAGUUCAAUAUACAUUCAUGGGACAGCAAUUAUCUACUAUCACAGGUUCUACUUUAAUAGAUAAUGAAGGCGGAUCCUUAGAAUUUAUACCUACUGGCAACAAAAAUUUUGGUUUAUUUUCUACAAGUAUCACAGAAAACUCUGAUCAGCUCAACAUGUAUUUAACGAUAUAUAUAAUCAUCACUACCACUAAUAUUAUUGUUGGUGCUUCUCGUUUUGCUGUAUUAUAUUAUGGCUCACUAAAAGCAAGUAAAAACUUGUAUCAAGAUCUUUUAAAGCGUAUCUUACAUGCCCCUAUGCGAUACUUUGACACAACACCUAUUGGUCGUAUUCUUAAUCGAUUUUCAAAGGAUUUUGAAUUUAUUGAUUCAGGUGUUCCAAAUGAUUUGAUGUAUUUCUUAAUUCAAUGGAUUAUCAUGAUUUCAGCUGUCUUGACUGUUUGUUUCGUUCUACCUGCCUUUAUAAUACCUAUGGCCGUUGUUACGUUCCUUAAUAUAAUGGUUGGAAAGCGAUUCACGGCCGCCUCGAGGGAAUUAAGACGUAUGGAUUCUGUCACUCGAUCUCCAUUAUUUACUCACUUUGGUGAGACAUUAGUUGGUGCUGCUACGAUUCGUGCUUAUGGUGUCACUAGACAAUUCAUGAAUGAGUUUUUAAGAAGAGUAGACACUAAUUCUAGACCAUUUUAUUAUGUAUGGAUAGCAAAUCGUUGGGUUGGAGUUCGUUUCUCCUUUUUGGGCGCUGCAGUUAACUUUUGUACUGGUGUCUUUAUCUUGCUUAGUCUAAAUUAUAUGGAUGCUUCGCUUGCAGGUUUUUGUUUGAGUUUUGUAUUGACUUAUACUUCACAGAUGACAAUGGCUAUUAAGAGAUAUACUCGAUUAGAAAUGAGUUUUAAUGCUGUUGAAAGAAUAGUAGAAUUAAUGGAAAUUGAGCAAGAACCUCCAGCUAUAACUAACUUAAGACCACCAACGGAGUGGCCACUUGAGGGUAAAAUCGAAGUCAAAGAUCUUGAAGUGCGUUAUGCUCCAGACUUAGACCCAGUUUUAAAGGGCUUGACAUUUUCAAUAAAAGCCAAAGAAAAGAUUGGUGUUGUUGGAAGAACUGGCAGUGGAAAAUCCACUUUAGCUCUCUCAUUCUUUAGAUUUGUUGAGCCUUCGGCUGGAACUAUUUUUAUCGAUGGCAUUGAUAUAUGUCAAAUUGGUACUAAAGAUCUUCGAAGUAAUUUGACAAUCAUUCCACAAGAUCCUAUAUUAUUCUCUGGAAGUUUAAGAUCCAAUUUAGAUCCUUUUGAUGAAUUUGAUGACGAUGAUAUUUUAGCAGCAUUGAGAAGAGUAGAGUUAAUUCCUUCUGAGGACGAUGUUGAUGUUCCUGAAGCAAGUGAUCAACACAGCCAUGAAGAAUUAAAUGCGAAUAUUUUUACAGAUCUCGAAACACCUGUCAGUGAAGGUGGUUUAAAUUUUUCACAAGGUCAAAGACAACUUAUUUGUCUUGCUCGUGCAUUGUUAAAACGAAACCGUAUUGUAUUUAUGGAUGAAGCCACAGCCAGUGUUGAUUUCGAAACCGAUGAAGCUAUACAAAAGACGAUUGCAUCUGAGUUUGCUGAUUGUACCAUCCUAUGUAUCGCUCAUAGAUUACGAACUAUUAUGGAAUAUGAUAAGAUCUUAGUACUCGAUCAGGGAGAAAUCAUAGAAUUUGCAAACCCCUUAGAAUUAUUAAAUAUACCUGACUCUAUAUUCAAUAAGAUGUGUGAAAAUUCAGGCGAAUAUGAAACACUUGUUGCAUUAGCUAAACGAAAACAUCAACUUGUUGAUGUAUUAUAGUAAAUAAAUACACUUGCUAUCAUGUUUUGUAGAUUUCAAUAAAAAAUAAUACUCUUCGUACAAUUC
This is a messenger RNA of Cokeromyces recurvatus, 5072 nucleotides long. RefSeq lists its product as uncharacterized. The record is from RefSeq and is a predicted model, not a curated record. Gene Ontology annotation, molecular function: ATP hydrolysis activity; ATP binding; ABC-type transporter activity. The transcript is spliced from 9 exons. The coding region runs from base 30 to 5006 and encodes 1658 amino acids. Gene Ontology annotation, biological process: transmembrane transport. Gene Ontology annotation, cellular component: membrane. NCBI's taxonomy places the organism in Eukaryota, Fungi, Mucoromycota, Mucoromycetes, Mucorales, Mucoraceae.